GCGGGCGCGCGGCCGGCCCGCCAUGCUGAAGGCCAAGGUGCUGCUGGUGGGACCCCGAGAGUCGGGAAAGUCGGUGUUGGCAAACUUCGUUUCGGAAAGCAUAGAAGGGAUUGGCGGCUACAGCCCGACGCAAGGUGUAAGGAUCCUGGAGUAUGAGAAGCCAAACUUCAACGGUAGCAGCAAGGAAUCUGGGUGUCGGUUUGAGCUGUGGGAUUGCAGUGGUGAUCAAAAGUUUGAAACAUGUUGGCCAGCUCUGAUGAAGGACACUCAUGGUGUAAUAAUAAUCUUCAAUCCUGAGCUGCCCAGUCACCUGAAAGAAAUUGAAAUGUGGUACUCCUGUUUUGUGCAGCAGCAGCCCCUGCUUGACAACCAGUGCCUCCUGGUUGCACAUCACAAGCCAGGCAGCUCAGGGGACACAGAAAAUCUGUCCUUGGCUUACCCACUGAACAAGCUAAAGCUAAUACAUUCCAACUUAGAGGAAGAUCCUGAAGAUGUUCGGAUGGAAUUUAUGAAAUACUUCAAAAGCAUCAUCACCUUAAUGAAUGAGAGCAGAGAGAGGGAAGAGAUGUCAAUUAUCUCAUGACAUUAAAAGAAAUACUGAACGGGGAAGAAAAGGAUUAUUUUUACUUUGUAAGAGGUCCUGUGAAGAGGUCCUUGCACUGAGAAUCUGCCAGCCCAUAAACAUUUCAGCAAAAAUAAUGCUCCAUUUAUGACUUAACCAGAAAAAAUACAAGUGCUGACAUCAGAUGACCGUUGGAGCCAAAAUGAUGGCUGCACACCCAGGCAUUUGGGUAACUUUAGCUGCACUUUGGUUUCAUUACAAGAAGGUAUUGUUUAGUAUGUUGAACCAAAAGAUGAAGGUAUGGGUCACCUCUUCAUUUCAGAAUCCCUUUUUGUGGAAGAGCUGAGAGAAGAAAGCCUGGCAGAACAUAAGAUUUGUGGAGAUCUGUUGAAGCAUCUGAGUAAAGUGUUCAUGCUAGCUCUGUUCCUGGAGAAGUUAUGCUUUUGGAAGUCAGUACAAACUGAUUGGAAUAGAGAUCUGAGAUGUAGUCAUGGUGUGGAAUCCACAUUUUUAUGUUCCAAGUUCUUCUUAUCUUUCUGUCCAGCAUUUAAAGAGAGCACAUUUCAUGGCUGUUGCCUUGGCAGGAUACAGUAGGUUCCAGUCUUUCUCAGGACAAGGUUUUUCUUCUAUUCCAACAAAAUUAACAUGUUGUUGGGGACAAUGUUUAGGUGUCUCUGAGAGGAAAAGAACUGAAAUCUCAGUGUGGUGCAAUACUUUGCCCUCUGUUGGGAGCUCCAACAGAGGAAAAAAAAAGUUCUGCAUUCUCCAGAGCAGGAAAAGCUGUUUCAAAACUUGUAUUACUGUUGCCUGUUGCAUUAACAUAAGUGGUUUCAUAGAUAAUUUACUUUCUGGUUUGUUUGGUUUGCACUCUUCCCUGUUCUUGGUGUGUUUUGCUGUGGAAGACGUUUUUUUGUAACACAGUUUUUGGUAACAUGCAGUGCUAAGGCAAUAAAAAUUUAAAAAAUGCA
Molecule: messenger RNA, 1530 nt
Organism: Apus apus (common swift)
Lineage: Eukaryota; Metazoa; Chordata; Aves; Apodiformes; Apodidae
Gene: IFT22
Product: intraflagellar transport 22
Exons: 5
Coding region: 23-583 (186 amino acids)
Biological process (GO): intracellular protein transport
Cellular component (GO): endomembrane system
Molecular function (GO): GTPase activity
Source: RefSeq, a predicted model, not a curated record